UAUAUAGUAGAAAAAUUAUUUAGUUAAUUUUUCCCCUUUUUUUCUCUUUUUUUUUUUGUUUGAAAUAAUGAGAAUAAGGAAACGUUUUCCUCCUCCGUCAGAUCCCCAACUAAACACCAAAAAUGAAUCUCUACCGUCUGAUCUUCCAAAUCUAAGUCUUCCACAGCCGUCUGAUCAACCGGCAACCGUCAUCGGAGCUAAAACAACCACCAGCUGGGUUCUCUUUGGUGGCAACAACAAUAAUCCACCAAAAAUAGAAAAAAAGGAUGAGGAAUAUGAAGAUGGGAAAUUAUGGAGAGAGAAAAAAGAGAGUAUUGAUAGUAAUAUUGACAAUGAUAACAAGAAAGCAUUAAGUUUUUUGAGUACAACACAAAUAGGUUCUUUGCUUCAUCAACCAUCAUCUUCUUCUGAUCUAGAUGGUAGAUGGUGUGAAGAAGAUCAUAAGGUAAUUCCAUUGAAAAAGAGAUCAAGAGACAACUAUCACCACCACCAUCAUCACGACACAAGUAAUAUUAACACGAUGAAAUCGAAGACAAACAAGAAAUGUCCACAAGAAAAUGGUAACGAGGGGGAGCAAGAACACGAGGAACAUUAUCAACGAAUUAACAGUGAUCAUAAAGUUGAACACGUAAACAAAAAGAACAAAAGAGGAAGUGUUAUAUUAGAGGGAUCAAGGUGUAGUCGUGUUAAUGGAAGAGGAUGGAGAUGUUGUCAACAAACCCUUGUGGGAUAUUCAUUGUGUGAACAUCAUUUGGGUAAAGGAAGACUUAGAAGCAUGAAUAGUACUACAGUUCGAAACUCGAUGAAUAAUAAGAAAAAGAAGAAGAAAGGAGAAGAAAAAGAUAAGGAAUCGUACGCGUUGUCAAAUGAUCAUGAAUAUUAUGAUGUUGAUGAUGAUAAUGAUGAUGACGAUGACAAGAAAAAGACGAAGAAGAAGAAGGUGAAGAAGCUUGGAAUGGUGAAAGCUAGAUCUCUGAGUAGUCUACUCGGUCAAACAGAUAAUUCAGUUGCUAUGAUGAUAAUUGAUAGUAAUAAUAAUAAUAACGGGUAGCUAGCAAAUUAUGAAGAUGACGAUCAGGUAUUAUUUUAUGUACUUAAAUGUUAUAAUUAGUGGUCGUGUCAGAUCAUUCAAAAUGUAAUGUUAUGCUUAUGCAACUAUGUUUAGGGUUCAACAUGCAUGUGACAAUUAUGUUAUUAUUGAAGGACUCAAGUAACUAAUAUAGCUAAUUGGAAAGUUUUUUUUUUUUUUUUUGGUUUGAUAUUUUGUACAAGAUGUAGCUAAGACAGUUUGCUCAUAUAAUAUAUUUUUUUUUAAUUGCAUGAA
This is a messenger RNA of Solanum lycopersicum (tomato), 1324 nucleotides long. RefSeq lists its product as uncharacterized. Lineage: Eukaryota; Viridiplantae; Streptophyta; Magnoliopsida; Solanales; Solanaceae. The record is from RefSeq and is a predicted model, not a curated record.